Messenger RNA from Dunckerocampus dactyliophorus (ringed pipefish), 1472 nucleotides. RefSeq names its product lysosomal-associated transmembrane protein 4B-like. Gene Ontology annotation, cellular component: lysosomal membrane. The record is from RefSeq and is a predicted model, not a curated record. Bases 138 to 821 code for a protein of 227 amino acids. The transcript has 7 exons. Lineage: Eukaryota; Metazoa; Chordata; Actinopteri; Syngnathiformes; Syngnathidae.
CUCUGCCCACGUAGAUAAACGACGAGCAGGUCCCAGACGGGCAGAUUGUGUUCGCCAGUAUUCAUUGAGGGCACACAUUGUAAGGACGUUAUUUUUUGCUUUUAAUGCUGCUCUAAAGUUGCUAUAAUCGCUACAGGAUGACGACAUCCCCAUGGGACUACUUUUACUCCACAAGCUGCUGCUUGUGCUGUCAUGUCCGCACAGGUACCAUCAUUCUGGGGGUCUGGUACAUGCUCAUCAACGCUGUGGUGUUACUCAUCCUGCUCACAGCACUCGGUGAUCCUGAGCAGUACCACCUGACCAGUUCUGACUUGGCUAAUGACUUGGACGUCAUGGAUGAUGCCAAUAUGUGCAUCGGCUCAGCCAUAUCUCUGCUGAUGAUACUCAUAUGUGGGAUGGCAACAUAUGGUGCAUACAAGUUGCGUGCUGCCUGGAUCAUCCCGUUCUUCUGCUAUCAGAUCUUUGACUUUGCACUCAAUACCCUCGUUGCUGUGAGCAUUGUGGUCUAUCCAAACACGAUACAGGAUUACCUGCAGCAGUUGCCUGACAAUUUUCCCUACAAAGAGGAGAUUGCAGCUCUCAGUAAUGUGUGCAUGGUCCUCGUCGUGCUGCUCUUCAUCAGCUGUAUUCUAGCUUUCAAGGCUUACCUGCUAGCAUGCGUGUGGAACUGCUACAGAUACGUGUGCAGCCGCGGCACUGCAGAAAUCCUGCUCUAUGUUACAACCAAUGACACAACGGUGCUUCUUCCUUCAUAUGAUAGCAGCGUCCGUGUUCCGACUAAACAGGGUGCCCCUCCAUCCUCUUCCGCAGUGACAGCAUGAGAACAUUCCCAACAUCCCUCUGACUUGAGUCUGGUGUUUCUACAAUCCAUGUGUGCACCUCGCUGCCUCUUUGGUGUCUUCUAAACUCAUAUCACACACAUUUUGUAUCAACAAAGCCGUCACGCACCACCAUUGUGUACAUCGUAUAAUGUGACCUUAACAAUCAGUCAUACAGACUAUAAUUAACAUCGUCAGUUCUGCGUUUGAAGUUUGGUGACAUUAUAUCAUUAUGAAUAGACAAAGAUAUAUUUUUAAUAAUGCUGUGUUUGCUGUGUGUGUACAUGUACUGUAAUUGUACUAUGUGAGACCCACAUGUCCACUUUUGUAUUUAAGCAAAGCAACUCAUGUUCUUAGUAAAGAGUGAAUGGUUGCCGUGUUGUGUUUCAUCCUGUCUCUGCUUUUAUUUAUGCUGGGCUGCACCUUAAGAUAAAACGUUUAUUUUGACUGGUGAGAAACCAGUGGUGUUUUACAGUUACUGUAAUGUCGUCAUCGGGCCUCUGUGUUACGAGUUGUGUUUUCUCAACGAAGCCAGUGGUCUACAAUAUGGAAAAACACACGUCUCUUUCUGCUGAUACGCUUAUUGGAAAAAAUGUCCUGAUGUGAUGUGCAAUCAAAGUGAAACACAGAUGUUUUUUUGCUCAUUAAACUCAA